Ziziphus jujuba (common jujube) is the source of this 6532-nucleotide messenger RNA. RefSeq lists its product as uncharacterized. Bases 547 to 5697 code for a protein of 1716 amino acids. The transcript is spliced from 10 exons. The record is from RefSeq and is a predicted model, not a curated record. Lineage: Eukaryota; Viridiplantae; Streptophyta; Magnoliopsida; Rosales; Rhamnaceae.
UGUUUCGAUCGCUUUAUCUUCUGGUCCGAAAAAUCAAUUUUGUAUUUCUCACACUCGUUUCUCUCUGCACAGAAACAAAGAAAGAGGUUUUUAGAGAGAGAAAGUGCUAAAAAAAGAGUGGGAGAGAGAGAGAGCUUCAGAGAGUCAGACACAGGAGAUAUAGUGGGAAGAGGCAUUUUGCGUCGUCGUUUUGAAGCUUCAAGAAGCUGGUGUAAUAGUUUAAAAGGUGUUAUAUAUAUAUAUAUAUAUAAGUGGAGCACGGUUUUUGAUCGGCAGCGAAACGACGCCGUAGCUUCCACGCUCUGGAAGAACCCUAAUUCUCUUGGCUCAGAUCACACUUUUUGGAGGAACGCUUCCAUAAAAAUUCAGUGCAAUUGGAGAAUAAACCUUCAUUUUGCAUUACAUGUGAGCGUGAUAAGCAUCUAUAAUUCUUGAUUCCCUCUACAAGCAUGCCGAAGUGGUCUGAUACAUAAUGGUCUCUUGUAGUGGCAUAAGUACUUUUGACAAAAAAAACUAGUUGGAAAUAUUGUAGUCGCUGGAUAUUUAAUGCCUGGUAACGAAAUUGAAGACAGGAUCCGUAUUUUAUAUGAGAUAGACAACUUUUCCCUGGAUCAGCAUCAAUCUCAAGCUGUGGAUGACCGUCGACCAGUGCUUAUUUACAACCAGUGGAUUGAAAAACAGAGACUUAACAAUGAACCACUGAAUUUCAAUUGGAAAAACUAUAGUCUGCAGCAAUUAGAUUCUCCAAAAGGACAUGGAAAUGAAGCUUUAAGUGCAUUUGAUCAAAAUUAUGCACAAUUGAUCCCGAGACCUGAGUUGUUCGAUAGUCAAACCGGUAACCAGGAGCUAAUAAAUACAAAUGGCUUCAUGCUUGGGCAGCAGAAUUUCCAGGCAGGGCAGAAUCAACCAGAGUUGUUGGGUGAAACAGGUUUUCUACCACAUAAUUUAAUAUCAAGAGGUUUACCUUUUCUUAACUCACAGCAAGAAAAUGCAUCAGCAGACAGUCCCACCCUGACAACUAAUUCAGAACGCUCAGAAAUAACUGAGGCUUCCACGGAGUUUAACUUUGUUGGAGGGCAGCAGCAACUUUUAAGGGGCCAGCAACCAGGAAUUCCACAACUUGACUCAAUGCAGCAGUCUGGGUUUAAUGACAUUCAGUUGUUACAGCAGCACAUAAUGUUCAGACAGCUGCAAGAAUUUCAGAGACAGCAACAACUACAGCAGUUUGGUGAUGCAAGGCAACAAAGUUCUCUGAAUCAACAUUCAUCAAUCUCUAAGCAGGCUUCUGGGGUUCAGUAUUCACCCCUCAUCAAUGGAACACCUGUUAGUGAUACGUCACAAAUGUUUAUGAACCUGAUGCAGCGAGGUGCAUCUCCUGCUGUGCAGGGUAUAUCUAAUAGAAUGUCCUUGUUGCAAGAGCAAGGUCAAACUUUGCAUUCAAUUGGUAUGGUUCCUCAGCAGCUUGAUGUAUCAUUAUAUGGCACUCCUAUUGCUAGUGCUAGAGCUAUGGGUCAAUACCCCCAUCUCCAGGGAAUGUCACAUGAUUCUGCCAGUUUGUUGAGCAAGGCUAGCAGUGAAGCACAAAAGCCUAUGGUUCAGUCGUCGGCCUUCAGCAACCCCUUUAUAGGUGAACAAUAUGCCAUUUCUCCAGAUCAGAUUUGCCUGCCCCAAGGGGCUUUCUUAUCUAAACAUGGAUUUCAGGGGAAAAACAUGCAUGGGCAAGUUCCUCUUCAGGGUUUAAAUAGUGAUGCUAUAUUGGGAAAUCCCCAUCCAGGGCAGACCAUACAAACAAAUGCAUCAAUGCAGGAGCUUAACGAAAAACAAGAACGAGGUAGCUGGCUUGGGGUCUUGGAGCAGAAAACUCAUCUUGGCCCUUCACAGGGUUUGGUUCCCCUAGAUCCGAUGGAAGAAAAGAUUUUGUAUAAUACAGAUGAUGACAUCUGGGAUGCUUCUUUUGGCAGGCAUACUGACAUGGGUGCGGGAGGCUCAAUGGAACAUGCAGAAUAUUCAAAUGCAAUUCCUUCUAUUCAAAGUGGUACCUGGAGUGCUCUUAUGCAGUCUGCUGUUGCAGAAGCUUCAAGCAGUGAUACUGGGGUGCAGGAAGAGUGGAGUGGAUUGACCUUUCAGAAUACAGAGAUGUCAACUGAUAACCAAACUUCAAACAUCUUGGACAGUGACAAGCAGCAAGGAGUCUGGACUGAUAACAACCUGCAGAGAGUCUCUUCUUUGGGUUCAAAACCUUUCUCAAUGCUUAAUGAUUCUAAUACUAGUUCUAGCUUCCCUGGAUUUCAUCAGCCAGGCAUCCAAUUUGUGACCAAGCAGAGAGAUGAGCUUCUACAGGAUUCACAUGAAUCCAUUCAGAAGUCUCCCAAAAACACUAGUGAAUGGCUUGAUUAUAACCCUCAACAAAAACUACCUACGGGAAGUCAGCAAGUUCAACAGCUUAUGCAUUUGGACAACGCAUGGGCUGGCCAGAUUAAUGAGCACUCAGAAAGUAAUGUAAAUCAGCAAAGAAUAUCCUCUGGUGUUGUUAGCCAACCAGGCAGAAGACCAGAAGGUUAUUCUAAUGAAGCCAAUUAUAUCAGAAAGGAUUCUGGUGGCUUUCCGUGGAAGAGCGAUGUUGAUCGUGGGCCAACUUCCAUUUCUAGAUCAACUGGAGGAUUGGGGCAAGUACAAUCUAUUGCGGAGAAUUCCCUGCUAUACAGAGAAGGUUCGCAGACCCUUAACUUUGGUGCCGCUGCGAAUGCACACAUGCCUAAGGCUCAUCAGGAAAUGAGUCAGCAAGUUUCAGGUGGUAAUCAGCUUGAUUACAUGAAACAAGUUAAAAUAUCUAUGAACAACAAUGAGGAGAAUGAGAACUUGACAACAAAACAGCUUCAAAUGAGUAAUAGCACUCUUGUUAUGCCAAAUUCUUAUGAGAGGGCUGUGUAUGAGCAGCAGCAUAACAGCUAUGAAAGGGACAACACUUAUGACAACUACAAUUCCAAUGGAAUGAGUGCCCAAGAGCAAGAACAUUUAGGGCAGUUCAAAUUUACUGGUGAUGUCUCUAAUAAUGCCAUUAGCUUGGACAAGGGGAAUUUACCUAAUUUUCAAGGAGACUCAAGAGCACCAGAGGAGGCUUCUAGAGGUGAUCUUAAUAUAUCGUCUACCUUUCACAGAUCAGUUGGUUUUGCUGGCUCGAAUAGCAAUCCUCAAACAAGUCAAAACAUGCUUGAACUUCUUCACAAGGUUGACCAAUCUAAGGAAAACGCUGCUACACCACAUUUUGGCUCCACUAGCAUAAGUCCAUUAUAUGAGGCGGCUGAGGCUGGCACUAUUGGAGCAUCUUUUGGUCAAAUGCACAAUCAGAGUUCUGGAUCUCAAGGUUUUGCUUUGAAGUUGGCUCCUCCAUCUCAACGGCUGGUCAAUUCAAACAUGUUACUCUCCUCCCAUGGUUUGCCACAGACAGCAAGCAAUCUCAAUUCAAGGCACCGGCACUCUAAUUUAGGAGAGAAGAAUCAGACACAGUUAGCUCCACCAUCAUCAUUUCAGUCAAUGGCCUCUUCUACUGAAUUGUCCCCAAGAGGGCAUUGGGAUGAUAAAUUUAGUACUUCCCAGCACAGAAACAUGCCAUCAUCUUUGUAUGGACAUCAAAGCUCUACUGGAGCAAUUACUUCCAAUCCUCAAUUUUCAAGGAAUCAGCUUCAAACACAAUUAAUGUCCAAUGCACCUGUAUCUUGUGCAUCUUCUCAGACAUUGUUGCCUGGUACAUCUAGUAGAUAUUCACCGUUUAACCUUGCUCCAUCUCAAGAUACUUCUCAACAGAUUGGCACCAACUCUGGCAAUCAACAAUUUCCAGUUUUAGAGGCUGUGCCAGCCUCUCAGCCACCUACAGUUUCAGGCGCUCCUCAACAGGGUUGGUUUUCAGUGAGGUCGCAGAGUUUGUGGACAAAUACCCUGGCCCAGCAACAUCCUUCUGGCAUGCAACCUCAUAAGAUCUUCUCCAUGGAUCCUUCAAUUAAGAAUAUGGAAACCACUUCACUGACUCCACAGGACCAAGAUGAUCAAGAUUCCCAGAAAGUUGGACAUAAGUCGUCAGAAUUAAUUGCAUGUUCCAUAAGUUCACAAGGCACUGAUCAUGGGGAAGAACUGCCAGAGACAGAGGGGGCAAAGAAUAUCCCUGAUGUAGAUGAUUAUGCCUCUGGUUCAUUUUUGGCUCAUUCACAUCAGCAAGAUCUUAAUAGAUUACAUCCUAGUGAUAACAAUACUCGAGCUGGUUCUGAAAGAGUUCCUGACUCCUUGGGUCAUCCUUUGAAACCAUCACAAGGUUUACAGCAAAACUACUCCCUGCUGCACCAAGUCCAGACAAUGAAGAACGUAGAGAAUGACCAAAGUACAAGAGUUCUGAACGUACAGCAGGUAAAUGCUAUGGCAGGACAGCAUAAACAAAAUUCAAUGCUUAGAAACCUGAAGGAUGAUGGAUUGAAUUCUGCAUCACAUCUCAACUCAAUACCGUCUGGAAAUACCAAAAUGCUAAGCUUCUUCACAGAAGCAAGAGAAGAUCCAAGGUUAAAAGCUUCACCACAACCUUCUCUCCAAGAUAUACCUUCUCAAGGGACGGUUCCGUUUCGUCAAAAAGAUUUUCAGAGUCAACCAGGUGGCAGCAAUGUGGUAUCUGAUAAUACAGAAAAUUCUCGAGCUAAUGUAAAGAUGGCACCCACCUGGUUUAAGCAGUUCGAAAAUUUCAGAAAUGGGUUGAUGCCACCAAUAUACGAAGCAAGGUUUGCAAGAACGGCUGCAGCACAGUUCUCACUUAUGAAGCCUUCACAGAGCUUAGGUAUUCAUUCUUCUGUCGAACAACUAAAUGUUGCUGAUGCUGGUCAGAGUAACAGAGUUUUGCCUAGUACAUCUGCCAACUUCAUAGCUAGUGAACCCUUUUCUGCUACUGAUGUAUUGCCUUCAGAUGUCAUCAACCAAAGUAUGACUAUUGUGAGACCAAAGAAGCGCAAAACAUUUAUGUCGGAGCGUCUGCCAUGGCACAAAGAAGUAACACAAGGUUCCGGGAGAAUUCAGGACAUAAGUAUGGCAGAACGAGACUGGGCACAAGCGUCAAAUCGUGUAACUGAGAAGAUGGAAGAUGAGUUCGCUAGGAUUGAAGAUGGACAGCCAUUGCUUAGAUCAAAGAGAAGGCUUAUCCUGACAACACAGUUGAUGCAGCUGUUGCUUUGCCCAGCACCUGCAUCCUUUCUCUCAGCAAAUGCUACUUUGCACUAUGAUAGUGUGGCAUAUUUUGUUGCUAAAUUAUCACUAGGGGAUGCAUGCAGCCUGACCUGUUGCAGCCGAAAUGAAUCGUGUGUUCCAGUGAAGAACAGUAAUGUGAUUUCUGAGAAGGUCAAAGUUUCUGAGAGCAUUGAUGACCAGUGUUAUUCCAAAUGUGUGGAAGACUUCACUAAUAGAUCAGAGAAGCUGGAAAGUAACUUGUUAAGAUUAGACAAGGCCACAUCAAUAUUAGACAUAAGAGUGGAAUGCCAGGAGUUGGAAAAGGUUUCUGUCAUCAACCGUUUUGCCAAGUUCCACGUCCGGCAAGCAGAUACCUCUGGAACCACAUCUUCCUCUGGCACACCUACAAUUUCCCCAAAAGCAUAUCCCCAGAGAUAUGUCACCGCACAGCCAAUGCCUGUGAAUGUCCCUGAGGGGGUACAGUGUCUUUCACUGUGAUAAUCAAUUCAUUGGUCUCCUUCCCAACUGAAUCCACUUUUGAUCCAUAUUUACAUGAAAUAUUGGGAGUGACCUGUCUAUGAUCUCUUUCACUGACAUAUAUGGUGCCAAGAAAGAAGAGGAUUGGAAGAUGAAAUGCAGGGAAAAUCGAUACAAGUGACUAAGGCUGUUUUUAAUUGUUGAAUGGGGCCAAUGGUUGUCGUUUUUGAGAAGUAAAUAUGGUUUCUUGUAUAUUUUCAUGAAUUCCAAGGAGAGUAGGUAGUACCCAAAGUAAUCGUUCCAAACAGCAAGAGGAUCGUUGGUAUGAUGUCUCUCUAGUUGCCUAAGUUGUUACAUAAUUUAGAUUAAUUUAGGAUACCUAAUUUGAAAUAGAUAUUAUAUACAUGUGCCAGCCAUGUCUACCUAGUUUUUAUCCUUUUUUUUCUAUUUGUUCCCCCUUGUACUUUUUGCCCUUUUCAGGUUUCUUGGGAGUCUGGGAGAACAGGGGGAAUUUGGCAUCUUGAAGAGCAAGCAUUUAGUUAGGCAGUGAAAUACUUAGAAAAAGGUACACUUGGUUGUAAUUUUGUAAUCCAACAGGUGCUUAUCCUGAAGACUCUCCCGCCAAAAAAAAAGGAAAAAAAAAAAAAAAAAAAGGGGGGGUUUUAAAAGCUUCUCUAACUUGCAUUUCCUUAAUGAUUUCUUUUCUUUUCCCUCCUCACGUGUACAUGUAGUUAGUUUGUUAUUUUGACUUUUGAUUUUAUUGGGGAGCAUGAAAUAUCUGAAAAAGGCUGCAGAAGCUUCUAUAAUAACUUUAUGAAUGUUUUGUUUCUUUUGGAAAAGUACAAGGAUUCAGACA